Aspergillus brunneoviolaceus CBS 621.78 is the source of this 671-nucleotide messenger RNA. It is a transcript of the gene cyn1, whose product is annotated as putative cyanate hydratase. Gene Ontology annotation, molecular function: DNA binding; cyanate hydratase activity. NCBI's taxonomy places the organism in Eukaryota, Fungi, Ascomycota, Eurotiomycetes, Eurotiales, Aspergillaceae. The transcript is spliced from 3 exons. The record is from RefSeq and is a predicted model, not a curated record. Bases 98 to 580 code for a protein of 160 amino acids.
CACUUGUUGUCUAAUCCUGCGCUGCUACCAUUGACCCUCUGAGACCUAUCCCCAAAGGACCUCAUCUAUUUGAUUGUAACAUCAAACCAACAUCACAAUGUCUCUCGCAACCCUCGACAUUUCCCAACACCCCUACCUCCCCUCCGCCUCCGAGACGCUGUUCAAGGCCAAGGCAUCGAAGAAGCUGAGCUUCGAGCAAAUCGCCGAGCACAUCGGUCGCAACGAGGUUGCCGCGGCCGCCCUUUUCUACGGCCAGGCCAAGGCAUCCCCCGAAGACAUCGACAAGCUGUCCUCCCUCCUCGAUAUUCCCCGCGACCUUCUGGAAGAGCAGCUCAGUGGCUUCCCGGAUCGCGGCCGCUCGGUCGAGAUGCCGCCCAAGGAGCCGCUGAUCUAUCGAUUGUAUGAGAUCGUGCAGAACUACGGGUACGCGUACAAGGCUGUUCUGAAUGAGAAGUUCGGGGAUGGCAUUAUGAGUGCCAUCUCGUUCUCCACCAAGGUGGAGAAGGAGACGGAUGAGGCUGGAAACAACUGGGCUGUUAUCACUUUGAGAGGAAAAUGGUUGCCUUUCUCACGGUUCUAAGUAUGAUUAUGUGAGUCUAGGGAGGCGGUAGUAAUUUAAAUGCAUGUAAAUAAUAUUUGAAAGAGGUACCAUAUUUCAUCUGUUCCUGCGC